GGGACCACUACGCUCACGAAAACUCCACUUUGCAGAAUGCUUCUGCCAGGUCCUACUGUCUGUCUCUUUCCAGGCAUGUAAUGCCUCCAAGAUUCAGGUUUGCAUUUCCAUCUCUUCCUUGUGCACCCCUGACAACAGAGCCUAGUGCCAGCUGCAUUAACGGAAGAGCAGUAAUCCUCCUCUCCCCGUUACUGCCAUGAGGAAUACGUACACCCUCUUUCUCUUUGUAGUGGGCUCCUUCUAUCUGAACGGAAGCACUGCAGCAGAUGCUGAGGAAAAGCUAAUGAACCACCUACUGAGUCCUGACAGGUACAAUAAGUUAAUUCGACCAGCUGUCAACUCAUCCCAGUUGGUAUCUAUAGAACUGCAGGUUUCCCUGGCACAGCUCAUCAGUGUGAACGAACGGGAGCAGUUCAUGACUACAAACGUCUGGCUGAACCAGGAGUGGACUGAUUAUCGUUUGGCUUGGAAGCCCUCUGACUAUGAAGGCAUAAAUAUGCUGAGGAUACCUGCAAAACACAUCUGGUUGCCAGACAUUGUACUUUACAAUAAUGCGGAUGGCACAUACGAAGUUUCGCUAUACACAAAUGCAAUUGUAAAGAAUAACGGAAGCAUUCGCUGGUUGCCACCAGCCAUUUACAAGAGUGCCUGCAAGAUUGAAGUUAAGCAUUUCCCAUUUGAUCAACAAAACUGCACGUUAAAGUUCCGGUCUUGGACAUAUGAUCAUACAGAAAUUGAUAUGGUGCUUAAAACUUCCAUGGCAAGCAUGGAUGACUUUACGCCAAGUGGAGAGUGGGACAUUGUGGCACUCCCAGGAAGAAGGACUGUAAAUCCUUUGGACCCCAAUUAUGUUGAUGUGACAUACGACUUCAUUAUUAAGAGGAAACCUCUUUUUUAUACUAUCAAUCUUAUCAUUCCCUGUGUGCUAAUUACAUCCUUGGCCAUCCUGGUGUUCUACUUACCUUCAGACUGUGGUGAAAAAAUGACCUUAUGCAUAUCUGUAUUGCUUGCCUUGACUGUGUUCUUGCUGCUGAUCUCCAAAAUUGUCCCUCCAACAUCUCUAGAUGUUCCACUGAUUGGGAAGUAUCUCAUGUUUACGAUGGUACUGGUGACCUUCUCAAUAGUUACCAGCGUCUGUGUACUCAAUGUCCACCACAGAUCUCCAAGUACUCACACUAUGCCUCCUUGGGUCAAGCUGGUUUUCCUUGAAAGACUCCCAGCCUACCUGUUCAUGAAGCGUCCAGAAAAUAAUUCUCCACGGCAAAAGCCGUGCAACUGCAAAAAGACAAAAGCAGAGCAUCCUUGUAUGGAGCCAGCCGACUUCUACAAGAACUCUACCUAUUUUUUGAAUACAGCCUCUGCCAAAAAAUAUGAUACGAAAAUCACUGAGACUCUUGACAAUGUCAGCAGUCAUCGAGAUUUUAGGUUAAGAACAGGCACAAAAUUUUCUCCUGAAGUCCAAGAAGCAAUUGAUGGAGUCAGUUUUAUAGCAGAGCACAUGAAAAGUGAUGACAACGACCAGAGUGUCAUUGAAGAUUGGAAGUAUGUUGCCAUGGUAGUGGACAGGCUGUUUCUCUGGAUAUUCGUCCUGGUUUGUGUCCUGGGGACUGUUGGUUUAUUUCUGCAGCCACUUUUCCAAAACCACACUGCUGCCGUGAACCCUUAGUUGUCAUUUAAAAUUGUCAAUACCUACAUAGAUGUUGCGUCUCAUUCUGCUCUAAGUUCCCCUCUGCUAAAUCCAACAGAGAUGCCAACCGAGUUGCUCUUACAUCAGAUUUAGAGUGGGGGAAUGGAAAGUAGAACUUGACUUAUUGUGAUAGGGGGAAAAAAAUCCAGAUCAAACAGAAAACUAUUAUUUUUUCUGAGUUCAGGACUUCUGGUGAUAUCUUGGCCCUUUUUUUCUUCAAUUAUUUGAGGUCUGAACAGUUCAGAGAAAGGUUUUUACCAUACAGUAUGCCAUCCUGGCACACACGGAUUAUUAUUUUAAAAAGUAUUUUACAUACAUUGGCUCAGAAAGGACAUUUUCUUUCCUUAGAAUACUGCAAUCUCCCUAUUACAAAGAAGGUAUUGUUCUGACAUUUACUUCCUUCAAAUGCAUCAAAACUAUUUGUGUCAGAUUUAUAAAGAACUUUACAGGUGGAAUCACUGUUUUGCUGUUUGAGUAUGAUAUUUAAAACUGAACUGAGAAACUGAGACAUAGUGCUGAAGUAACCACUAACGGGUUUCUCACCUUGCCAUGUCUGAUAAGCUGCUUGAUCAGCAGAGGCCAAAUUAAAAUAUUAUAAACAAACAUGUAUAUACUCUGUUCAGUGAUGAGAUAUAAAUAAAAUGUAAAAUUUUCCUUUAUAUAGGCUUAGUCCUGAAAUGUUCCUGCAACUUUGACGGCUCAUGUAGUUGGGCUCAUGUAGGUGUUCGUGAAUCUAAGGCUAAGAGCACAGGAAAGCAUCUAGAGAAGGCAACUGCGGAAGGCAGCUGGAAUGAGAAGACACCCGAGAGCAAAGACCUGCAUGUUUUGCUGGGGAGAUUUUAAUGUGGAUUUAAGUAUAAUCCUCAGCAAACCAGCUAGGCAAGCGCAUAACACACGUAGUCUUAACAGCCUUUGGCAAAAGAAAGUUCCAGGCCCCAGACUCCUGUCACAGGACGGCCCCACCACGCUGUGCUCCAGGUACCUUGUAACCUGCAGAAGGAGAAGCGGGCUGUGUUCCUGGCGUUUUUCCAGCUAAACCAAUCUCAGAUUUUCCUUGGGGUGCUGUCAGGACACAGAACAGUUUUACCACUGUCGAUAGGUACAACUGAUGACGAGCGAUCACACUGUGUAAAUCCAGUGCUGCUAGUGAAGGGGAUUUGAGGCUCCUCUGUCCCAGGGGAGGACGAGCUAACACCUAAACCUGUGUCCUCCAACAAGCCACAGGCAAAGACAGCUCUGGCUCUACCUGCCCUCAUCAAACCUGAGCUACACUACCUAGAUCACCAUUCCCAGGCAGCUACAGACGACUACGUAGAUUUAGACAUGCCGAAACAGCUACACCAGCCCCUUUCCAAUCGUACAGAACAACUCCAGGACCUUUGCUGACUCCUGUGCUCACUGCCCCCGUGCCCAGGCGCUGAGCUCCCCAGCACUGCUGCCACACACCCACCCUGAGCGCCCAAAGGGCUCUGCGGGGUCCUGAGUACUGCAGCACGGCCUGGUGCUGGCGCCUGCGGCAGAUACAACAAAAAAGCAUCCGAAGUGGAGCGGGUGAGGCUAUGUGAGCAGCAGCAGUAUCUCCUUUAAGUCACACGCCAGAAGAAAGAAUGGUUUUAACAGUUAUCCUCCCCUCCGUUCCCCUUCCUCUACGCACUGUAACGGUGUCCAUCACUGAGGACAGGCGAGAAGGUGAGGGAUGACUGUAGGACAGGCCUAUUAAUGCAGGUGUGCCCAUGACCACAGCAGCUCCUCUCCCAGCGGGCAGCAAUGCUCUGGUCAUCUCUCCAAACAUCAACCGUUCUGGACAUUUCCUAUGGUGACUGGUGGGUGGCACAAAGUUUAAAAGGGUCAAACCUGCUUUCCCCACCUCAAAUGCCAUCUUCUCUUCCUCAGACCUAGAGAGCAGAGCUAUUUCUCUGUGGGCAACGAAACAACAGCUGUGAGAGGGGACGGGGCACAGGUAGCCCCCUGGGAGCUGUGUUAAGAUCAGAUCUUAGUCAACUCAGGUGAUGAUGAGGAGACUAUUUUCCCACCUUUGUCUGCGGUAUUGAUGUGCCCUCUCUAAAAAGUCAACACUGCUGGUCUUCGUGGUUUGCUGCGCGGAAACCCAGCAGGAACAGUCCCAGAUAAACUCACCCGGACACGGGCGGUGCACAUGUGUGGUGGUGGCACUUGUACAUGUUCUGACAGGAGACGGGACUGGUCAGGGUUUAAGAGUUUUGUAAUAGAGGGAAUGGGGAGGGAGCCAGCAGAGGCUUUCCCUCGCUAGUAGGGAAGCAAAGCACGCUGCCGUUGAAAAACAGCU
This is a messenger RNA of Falco peregrinus (peregrine falcon), 3992 nucleotides long. RefSeq names its product cholinergic receptor nicotinic beta 4 subunit (gene CHRNB4). Lineage: Eukaryota; Metazoa; Chordata; Aves; Falconiformes; Falconidae. Gene Ontology annotation, molecular function: transmembrane signaling receptor activity; acetylcholine-gated monoatomic cation-selective channel activity. Gene Ontology annotation, cellular component: neuron projection; synapse; postsynaptic membrane. The transcript is spliced from 6 exons. The record is from RefSeq and is a predicted model, not a curated record. Gene Ontology annotation, biological process: nervous system process; regulation of membrane potential; monoatomic ion transmembrane transport. Bases 197 to 1666 code for a protein of 489 amino acids.